UGUUAAUUACAGAAAUCGUACGCCUCAAGUGACAAACAAAGCAACUUUAUAGGAUAUUUUUUGAUAUGAAAAAUAAGUAGAGUCUUGUUUUUCUCUCCGUAGUUUUGCAUUUAAUGGAAGUUAAUUAAUUCAGCGAUAAAGAAAAGAGAAAAAAUGUUAUAACUAGUGACGUAAAAAGAUUACUUAGAUAAUAAUCGCGACUGCAAGAAAUUGAAAAUAAUAAAAAAUUCAAAUGAGAGCCGGUAGUUUGCAAGUUCCGCACAUCGUUGUUACAGAAGAUCGUGAGUUCAAACAAUUUCCACCGAUAGAAAUAAAAGUUGAAGGUGUCAGUAGUGAAUCAGACAAUGAAGAUGAAGACGAGAUUCCAACGAGAACGCGACUACGGCCAGGUUUACGACCGAACUCUAUUAGGAGUCAACAAGAGCUUGUUGUGACUUUUAUGGUCAUUUGGUGGUUGCUUCUAUUAUUGAUAACACGUUUUCAUUUUGAAUUUCAAAGUGUCAUAUUACAACAUUUUCCUUUCUUCAUCUGGUAUCGUUUUAGUGUCUGCAAAUUAUCUGACAAAAAUAGGGCCGACAGGCUUGCACGCCCAAGAAUGUCUCUCCUGGGCAAACCACUCAACUACAAUCGCGGUGCUCGCCGUGAUGCCCGAUAUCGACGACUGCAGAGUAGAAUCUAUAACUUCUUGGAGCGACCGAGGGGAAAGCUUGCAGUUGUUUAUCACGUUUUGGUUUUUUUAAUGGUAUUCACGUGUUUAGUCCUAAGUGUCUUCUCAACGAUUCAGGAAUAUGAGGAUCAAGCAAUUUCUUUACUAUUCACAAUGGAAAUUAUCGUAGUGAUAUGGUUUUUAAUAGAAUUUGCCCUGAGAACUAAUUAUGCUUUUAUUUCAUUAGACAUUGUCACAAUAGCAGCUUCAUUAGUUGUGAUAGCAAUGGGGACAUCAGGACAAGUGUUUGCUACAAGUGCACUUCGUGGUCUACGCUUCUUCCAAAUCCUCCGUAUGGUUCGAAUGGAUCGACGUGGCGGAACUUGGAAACUUCUUGGAAGUGUUGUCUAUGCACACAGACAAGAGCUAAUAACAACACUUUACAUAGGAUUUCUUGGCCUUAUAUUCGCAUCGUUCUUAGUUUAUUUAAUGGAAAAAGACGUAGAGCCAAAAGAUAAAAAUAAGUUCAAUAAUUUCGCUCAAGCACUUUGGUGGGGUGUGAUAACAUUAUGUACAGUGGGCUAUGGUGAUGCAGUGCCAACGACGUGGCAAGGGAAAAUUAUUGCAUCAUUUUGUGCACUACUCGGAAUUUCGUUCUUCGCAUUACCCGCAGGAAUUCUCGGAAGUGGAUUUGCUUUGAAAGUACAACAGCAACAAAGACAAAAGCACAUGAUUCGACGACGUCAGCCAGCGGCAACAUUAAUUCAAUCGCUUUGGCGCUGCUAUGCAGCGGAUGAACAUUCUCUGUCUGAAGCGACUUGGAAAAUUCAUCAAGUGCCAUUGCCUUCCCCACCGCCAUCCUAUAGAUUUAACUCAAUAUCGCUUCUUAGACGAGCGUCUUCGAGCUUCAAACACAAUGCAUCGUUCGUAGCGCGACUUCCAACUAUUCGAAGACACAAGAGCCAAUCGUUACAUUCACCAGGCAACCUCAAACCAGCUGGAGGAAGCCAAAGAGGUCGACCGAAUCAAUAUCCAAGACCAAUGAACGAGAUUAAUAAUUCAGCUGAGAAUCUCGAUGUGACAAACAAUGGAAGACCAAUGAACGCGAGUUUGUCAGAAGAUUCCGUUGCUGAAACUGCUCUAGCCAAAAAGAAUUCCGAUGCAAUUCCUGUUGAAAGACGUAAAGAACUGAAAAAUACGAAUGUCCAACUGUCAGCCAAUGAUUUUAAUUUCUCGACAUUAGCCAAUCGAAGAUGGAGUAACAUGUUUUUUCUGUCACCCUGUCGUCGUCAUCGUCGACGAAAAAAUUUAGAUAUCGGCAGCAACACAAACACAAGUAGUAGUACUGAAAAUAGUAAUAACAAUUUAAUGACGCGCUCGAGUUCGAGUCACAGCAGCUAUGAGACCACGAUCCAUAAUGAUAAGCUUCUUCUAUGCGAUGAUAUGACACGUACCGAAAUUGGAGCAAUUUCGGCGGCACUGCCUGCUAUGCUUUGUGGUUUCUCUGGUCAUAAUGUUGUGUGCAACACGCAUAAUCUUCAAGCAAUCGCUUGUAGUGAUCCAAAGAAUUCCAUUGAUGACAAUGCUGAGCAUAUUGCCGUGGCUAAUAUUGAUGAAGACGAAGAGCCUCGCUGUGUUCAGCUAACGAAUCAACACAAGGGAGCGAUACGGUUCAUUCGAAAGAUGAAGUAUUUCGUAGCUCGACGUAAGUUUAAGGAAGCUUUAAAGCCGUAUGACGUAAAAGAUGUGAUGGAACAAUACGCUGCCGGUCAUGUCGAUCUUCUUGGACGUGUAAAGAACGUUCAAACUAGCAAUCGUCAAGUUGACGACGUGGAAACAAAAUUAGAUAAUUUAAUUGAGCUAUACAUGCAGGAUAGGAAGCGAUUACUUUCGCUUCCAAUUUGUCCUGAUUCACAUUCCAGUAAUCUUCCGCCAUUGCCACCAAAUCCGCCAAGCGGUGCUGCUCCAAUCAUUAACAAUAACUCAUCAAUUAAUAGUAACGCUAAUUACGGUGCUAGUAGUAGUGGAUCACUCAAGCAGCCUAAACCAAUUUUAGUUGAUAAACAGUCGUCAGAGCCAAAUUCACCCAUCGCUAAAGGCUUUGACGAUCAACAACUACAAAACCAACAGUCACGUCCACCAAUACAUCGCGGAUAUUCUGAUUUAGGAAAUCGGAUGAAGAAGCGCGUGACAAUGAGCAGUUCAGUUCCACCUCAAUAUGUGAGUCAUAUGGAGCAGAAUGAUUGUGUUGGCAGUAGUGGCGAUGUUGUGAUAGUCGUUCCCGAGGGUACACGAUCAGAUUCUCAUUCUCAUCAAAUCUGUAUCGACGCUGAAGCCGAUAUGGAGCCAAACAGUCCGAAGACAAUGACUGAAAGUUCAAUGAUUAUGGAUGAAGAAGAACUUGAAGAUUUAUAUGAAGAAGACCUCGAUAUAGGAACGGAAAUCGAUCCUGAUUCUCCCCCUUGGGAUAUGUACGCAGAUACAGAAAACGACGAUAUCGAUGAUUCGACUGAAGACACUGCGUUGCUCAAUGUACGGCGAGUUAAAGCCGGUAACACCGAAAUAAUUGUAACACCAAUUAGUCCUGUAAGCUCAUCACAUGAUUUGGCUCGUAUAGCUCACGAGUCACGCACAAAUGGAGGCAAAAACAGCGAGCAACGAAUGGAUCUGCUGAAGCCCGAAGCACAACGAACUUUGAAAUCUGAGGAUAUUUGAGAUUUAAUGAACAUUUUAGUCUUUAGUUUUCAAUUCUGUCCACAAUUAGCUUUACGUAUAACUUUUUUUUUCUUUCAACAGCAAAUUCAUUACAAUUUUGUUUUCUUUUUUAAUUAAUCGAGUUUCCAUGGAAGUUUCCAAUGUAAAAUUGAUUUAAAAAUUUAAAGAGGCUGACUUCAUAAGCCCAUGAUAAUUAAUGUACAUUUUUAUAAGUAAGAAAGAGAGUAAAAUGUAGUUGAUCAAUUUUAAAAAUCUCAAUUCGGAAGAGUAAAAUCGAUUGAUCAAUUGAUAUUGAGAAAAAAAUUCACAUAAUCUCAUUAGAGCCUUAAUGAAGCAUGAAAAACAAGAAGAAAUGACAAUUAGUUAUCUAGGAACCAUACCUAAUUAUUCUGAAAUUAAAACUUCAUUCUGAUAAUUUUUUAAAAAUUGAUUAAAGUUUUGUAGAUUAAUAAAUAUGAAUAGUUUGAUAUCUACCAGACGUUCUCAAACUUUUCUUUCGUUUCACAGCUUUUAAGUUUAAGAACUUUUUAAAUUUUUGACCCUUUAGAUAAUUUAUUUAGUUAUAUGAUUUUUGUUCUCGUCGUUUCUUGGAAAGAACGCUGAAGUAUCUGACAAGAACAAUUUUAUUUUCACGAUACAUCUGAUUUUAUUAUUUUAGCAUUAAGUUUUACAAAAAUUUUUGUGUUAUUAGUUAUUUUUCUAAACGAAUAUGAUUUGAAUAAAAACAUUUUUUUUCAAUUUA
Molecule: messenger RNA, 4103 nt
Organism: Clunio marinus
Lineage: Eukaryota; Metazoa; Arthropoda; Insecta; Diptera; Chironomidae
Source: the annotation of a GenBank genome assembly